Messenger RNA from Rhododendron vialii, 945 nucleotides. Its product is annotated as UBP1-associated protein 2A-like. The record is from RefSeq and is a predicted model, not a curated record. The coding region runs from base 1 to 945 and encodes 314 amino acids. Gene Ontology annotation, molecular function: RNA binding. Lineage: Eukaryota; Viridiplantae; Streptophyta; Magnoliopsida; Ericales; Ericaceae. The transcript is spliced from 2 exons.
AUGUUGAUCGAAGAUCAUCCCUCUGCCGCCGCCUCCUUGGAUGAGGAUGACGACGUCGAGAAGCUUCUAGAAGGCUUCGCUAAGAAGAGCCUGGUGCUCCUAGCCAAGGAAGCGGUCUCCAUGUACCCCAUUUUGAUCGAGAGCGUUCGAAAAUUGGCCGUUUUCAACCCCGCCCUUCGCAAGAUCCUUGUGUACGGCCUCGACAGGUAUACCACCGCCCAGACCCUAACCUCCGUCUUCAGGGAGUGUGGCGAGAUUGAGGACUACUAUAUGCCCUGCGGAUUCUCCUUCUGUAGGUUCUCCAUGCCCGGAGCCGGAGUCCACGCUUAUAUCCUCUUCAAGCACCGAAGCGGAGCCCUUAAUGCGCUCAAACAGCCUCGCAAGGUGAUCGAUUACUGUAGCACCUAUUGCGAACUGGAGUCCCUCAAAGACAUUACCGUCACCGGUGAGUUGCUCACUGUUCCUCCGGGGUAUUAUGAAUUAACAUCCCAAGACCAGCCACCAUCAAUCAAGGAGGAGGAGCCGGUGGAGAAGGUUCUAGAAGCCUUUGGGCGGGAGUACCUGUUGUUUUUUGUUAAGGAUGCUGUGUCCAAGUACCCGGAUUUGAACGAGACCGUUUUCAAGCUGGCCGAUUUAGACCGCAAACUCCGCCAGGUCUGGGUGACCAACGUCCGUGUGGGGACCACUGCCUGGACCCUAAAAACCUACUUUGAAAAGUACGGCGAGGUCGAAAGCAUUCUGUGCAUCCAGGAAUGCGUCGAUGAGUUAAAUAAUGGCAGCGUUAUUGUGGUCUUCAAGCAACGACAUGGGGCCCGAAAGGCGGUUAAAGGUCUCCACAAGGACACCGAAUUUGGGAUUGGUGGCUUUAUCCUCUGUUUUGAUAAUGACACAAGAGAAGAAGGUUUAACAAUUAAUUACAUUGAGAUGCAACCUUUGAAGGGUUAG